UUUAAAUAAAAAGGUAACGAAAAAGUCUAUAAAAACUCCACUUAUCUAUUGGCCACUAAUUCAGUUAUUAAAGAAGAGUUAACAGAGUUACAAGUCUUACGUGAAUUGUGCAUAAAAAACCGAAAAUCUUAUCGAGUGUAAAAGUGAAAUAUUGGUGAAAAUGUUAACGAAAUCUGUCACCAUCGCUAGCUUAUUAUUAAUCACGUUUACGAUGACUACGCUGCUUAGCCUGUAUAUUACAAAGGCCGAAGCACGGCCCUGGGAUCUGUACGAUGAAGUUAGUGAUCUUUUUCAAGCCAUGACUCUGGAUGAGGUACCCGGUGCCAAGGAGACUAAAGAGAAAGAACCAAAAGAUUUCUGCCGUAUGCCAGCUCGCAAGGGCGUCUGCCGCGCUUUGAUACCGCGUUGGAGUUACGAUGCUCAGCAAAAGGAUUGCGUUGAGUUUAAAUUUGGCGGAUGUGAUGGCAAUGAUAAUAAUUUCCCCAGCUAUAAGUCGUGUAUGGCCGCCUGUAAGGGCAUGUAGAGUAACAGUAACUUUCGACGACACAAAUUCUGAAAUAAUCCAAAGUGCUAAGGAAAAAAUAAUUCCGAGAUUUUCUAAAUCUUGUAGUAAAAAAUCCGCUUAAAGGCACCAGAUGCCCUUCAUUUUUUGUUCUUUUUUUUUUUUUUUUUUUUUUUGUUAGUUUUAAGUUUUGUUAUGUGAUAGUGUUUUUUUGAUAGAUUGUAAAAAGACUGUAACUAAAAUUUUUUAUUUUAUUUUUCAUCGAACAAAUUAUUUCCGCUUGAAUUCAUUUCUCUUAUACUUUACGAAUUCAUUUCUUUGUUCGAUUAUUUUCAU
This is a messenger RNA of Glossina fuscipes, 838 nucleotides long. RefSeq names its product kunitz-type serine protease inhibitor textilinin-3. The transcript has a single exon. Gene Ontology annotation, molecular function: serine-type endopeptidase inhibitor activity. Bases 161 to 523 code for a protein of 120 amino acids. The record is from RefSeq and is a predicted model, not a curated record. NCBI's taxonomy places the organism in Eukaryota, Metazoa, Arthropoda, Insecta, Diptera, Glossinidae.